AGUACAAACGCGCCAUGAAGAAUGCGACUGUUCGCUCGGUUUCACCUGAACUCUCCAGGUGAUGUCACAGAGCGAGACCCGAGUAACAGGAUCGGGGACAUUUCUCCCCUACUUAAACCUACCUGACACAUGGAGCGCGCGGUCGUGGAUACAUUUUUAACAGGGAUCCCUUCAGUACCAUCAGCGGAUAAAAUGGCAAACAUAUUUUCUUAUGAGAGCUCGGAAGUGGACUGGUGUGAAGAUAACUAUAAACACUCAGAGAUUGUUGUGGAAUAUUUUAACACGUUCAGCAGUUUCAUCUUCUUUGUGAUCUCCCCCAUUAUGCUUUACCUGUUACAUCCAUAUGCCAGGGAAAGGAACCUGGCUGUGCACCUGGUUUGGAUCAUGAUGGUCUUUGUAGGUAUCUUCUCCAUAUAUUUUCACAUGACUCUGAGUUUCAUGGGACAGAUCCUUGAUGAGUUGUCAAUCCUCUGGGUUUUGGCUAUCGGUUAUUCUCUGUGGUUCCCACGCAAGCACUUCCCGUCUUUUGUUACGGACAGGAGAUCCUUCUCUCAAUUGGUUCUGGUUAUGACGUUUGUAACCACUUUAUUCUCCUUUUACAAACCUACAGCCAACGCUUACGCUCUCAACUUCUUUGCGAUACACAUCAUCUACUCCCUCUUGGUGGAAUUAAAAGAUUGCCCAAAUAAGAGAGUUUUGCGACUGACCUGGGCAUCUAUUGGCCUGUGGGUGCUGGCCAUCUCCUGCUGGAUCAGCGAUCGCUUUGGCUGUAGCUUUUGGCAGAAACUGAACUUCUGUUAUCUGCAUGGGAUAUGGCACAUUUUGAUUGUUUUAGCCACUGCUUAUGCUAGCACUUUGAUCGCCUAUCUGGAUGCUACCCUGGAGAUCCCCUACUCACUACCUGACGUGCAGUACUGGCCACGGGAUAGCUGGGCAAUUGGGCUGCCUUACAUUGUCCUUAAAGGCACCACAAAGCUGAAGAAGAGGUGUUAGCAGACAGAACAAAAAGCAGAGAUGCAUAGUCAUAUUUAAAAAGCUGCUUGGUGUAAUGCUGAUCUAGGUUCAGCUUGUCUUAUUCUAGACAAUAUAUUAUAUACUGUAGGCAGGAUAGAGAUAAUCCUGGAUUAGAGAGACCUUGCGCUUUGAACGUUUAAAGGGAAAGUAAUUGUUAUACGAGACAAAUUUUACAUCAUGUGGUGAUGUUGCCAUUUCAGGCACUUCGUCCAGUGUGUGUGUGCAUGUGUGUGUGUGUGUGCGUGCAUGUGUGCGUGUGUGCUCUGUAAAGCUGCAGAUGACUGUCUGUGCACUGAUUGUAUUAUCAUUUUUACAAACAACUGUUUUGUAAAAAAUUGUAUUUGCACUGUUGUGCAAAGAUUGAAUGUAUUUACGACAUUUAAUUCUUAAAUUUGAAUCAAGGGCUUUAACGCUUUUAAAAGACAAUUUUAAAGUGUGACAAUUACUUGUAACAAUAACUUGAUUUUUGGGAAAAACUUGAAUGGUAAUUGUUAAGAAAUGCUUUGGUGUGAACUUCACACUGUGAAGGUGCUAAUGUAAAAUAUGUUGGAUUAAGAGUCUAUUUAUGGAGAAGUCACCGUAUUUGUCUGAUAUUAGACGUCAGUUCAAUAAUAUUCUGAAAAAUGGUGAAACUGUUUGUUUACAAAUGUAAUAAUUGGGACUGUAUUGGUGUUGGAAUUGUUUUUAAACGUGUUUUGUAAAGAGAACUUUAUACUUUCGAUAAACUCCAUAUCCUUGUAUGAAAUUGUGUACAAUGAUGUAUUGACAUGACAUCACUGUUAAUACAAGAUGUAUGUGGCAUUAAAUAAACUAAUAUCAUCACUGUA
Molecule: messenger RNA, 1841 nt
Organism: Triplophysa dalaica
Lineage: Eukaryota; Metazoa; Chordata; Actinopteri; Cypriniformes; Nemacheilidae
Gene: acer1
Product: alkaline ceramidase 1
Exons: 7
Coding region: 130-993 (287 amino acids)
Biological process (GO): ceramide metabolic process
Cellular component (GO): membrane
Molecular function (GO): hydrolase activity, acting on carbon-nitrogen (but not peptide) bonds, in linear amides
Source: RefSeq, a predicted model, not a curated record